AUGUUUCACUGGUGGAUCUUAGAAGCAUUGGAAAACAUGGCAGCUUUCCUAUUUGAUGCAGCUAAUAAAGUAGCUCAUCAUGGCCAUGAUGCUGCCUAUGAUGAUGAUUUUUAUGAUCGUUUAUCACGUCGUUAUUCUGUUAUACUUCUUAUUAUAUUUACAGUACUUGUAUCAACUAAACAAUAUGUUGGUGAACCAAUAGCUUGUUUUUGUCCAGCACAUUUUACAGGUACACAUGUUGAAUAUACAAAUAAUGUUUGUUGGAUAUCAAAUACAUAUUUUGUAUCAUUUGAUCGACUUUUACCUAAACAUCCUGAUCCUAAAACUGAACAAUUUAUUUAUUUUUAUCAAUAUGUACCAUUUAUUCUUAUUGUACAAGCUAUACUUUUUUAUAUUCCAUCACUUAUAUGGUCAUCAUUAAAUUCUAAAAGUGGUUAUAAUUUAGGUAUGCUUGUUUCACAUGCACGUAUUAUUGAUACAUAUACCUCAGAGUCACGUGGAGCAUCUGUUCGUUAUUUAGCACGUUUUAUAGACAAAGCACUUGAAUAUCAUAAACAUAAACGUUUAGAAUAUGUUGAUCAAUUACGCUCAUUAAAAUGUUCAUCAUUAUCAUCAAUCUAUGGAUUUUUUCUCUUAAAUAAUCAUGUGUCAAUGCGUGCUAAUCAUUUAAUGUGGUCAUUUUUAUUUUCAAAAUUUCUCUAUUUACUCAAUGCGUUUGGACAAUUAUAUUUGCUCAAUUUUUUUCUUGGUAAUGAUUAUCAUAUGUAUGGUUUUGCAGUUAUUCGAGCUUUAUUUACUGGUAAUGAUGAAAAUUGGACUAUAACACCAAGAUUUCCUCGAGUUACAUGGUGUAAUUUUGCUGUAAGAAAUUUAGCCGAUAAUAUUCAUACAUAUACAGUUCAAUGUAGUUUACCAAUAAAUUUAUUCAAUGAAAAAAUCUUUUUAAUUAUAUGGUUUUGGCUUUAUUUUACAACUUUUUGUACAUUAUUUGGUUUUCUUUAUUGGGCAAGUUCAUUACUUUUUCCUCAAUUUUAUAAAUCACAUAUAACACGUUAUCUAUCAUCAAUGAAACGUAUAAAUAUUCAUCAUUUUCCUCAAAAUCCAUAUCAAGAACAACAACAAUUUCGUCAUCAUCCAUAUAGUUUUUAUCAUCAUCAUAAUAAUCAUCAUCAUUCAAGUUAUCAUCGUCGUCAUUCCUUUGCUCAUUCACAUUAUGGUGCAGGUGGUAGUAGUCAUUAUGGUUCAAUACAUGGUGGUCAUAAUCAUCAUGGCAUUUUAUCAUCAUUUGCUAGUCGAACAUUAAAACCACAUUUAGAUUUAGUUCGUAUGUCACGUCUACGUGAACAAUUAACUCUUCCUACAGAUAACAAUGAACAUAAUACAGCAUCAUCAGUUGAUGAACAAACUCCUCCAUCACCAUCAACUCCACAAACAAUUCCAGUACCUACAAGUCGUGCAUUUUCAGUCUCACAAGAUGAUGAUCGUUUAUUAAUGAAUUUUUUAACACAUUAUCUUGGUCGAGAUGGUAUACUAGUUAUAUAUAUUCUACAAAUGAAUACAAAUGAAGUUAUAACAGGUGAAAUAGUGACAGCUUUAUAUGAAUUAUUUAAAACCAAUACACGAUCUAGUACAACAGAAUAA
Messenger RNA from Adineta steineri, 1641 nucleotides. Lineage: Eukaryota; Metazoa; Rotifera; Eurotatoria; Adinetida; Adinetidae. The record is from the annotation of a GenBank genome assembly.